Aaosphaeria arxii CBS 175.79 is the source of this 3360-nucleotide messenger RNA. RefSeq lists its product as uncharacterized. Bases 1 to 3360 code for a protein of 1119 amino acids. The transcript is spliced from 3 exons. The record is from RefSeq and is a predicted model, not a curated record. Gene Ontology annotation, molecular function: protein binding. Lineage: Eukaryota; Fungi; Ascomycota; Dothideomycetes; Pleosporales.
AUGGCUUAUCAGCAGUACGAUAACCGCAACUACCAGCAACCACCGCAACCACAACGCCAGCAAUACCAGCAGUCAUACGACCAAGGACACGCGCGCCAACCUGGAGGCUACCAACAGGCCCCGUAUAAUGGCCAGUAUAACGAUCAGCAAUAUGACUACGAUUAUGGCUACGACCAAGGACAGUACGAGCAGUGGGACGACGGCUAUUACGAUCACCACCAGCACCAGCAGCAACAGCAACAGCAACAGCAGGGUGGUGGAUAUGGCAAUGGGUAUCCGCCACAGCAACGGCAAGAUGGCUAUGACGAUAUGAAUGCACAUCGAGGCCAGCCUCCGCAGGGCCAGAGGCCGCCUCAUCCUCAUGAUCAGUAUUCACAAGAGCAGAGAUUCGAUGACCGUGGUUACCAACAACCUCAAGGCCGCGGCGACCCGCGAAACAGACAGAUCGGAUCGAAUGGGGCACCAGGACCAGGACCAGCAGAAAGAGGAAUGCAACGGGAUAACUCGCGCGGUCAAGGGGAUAGACGUCCCCAAAAUCUGCAGCAGGGCCAUUCGGAUCAUAGACCGCCGAGAACCGAGCGUGCACUCAUGUCGCCAGUCUCACCACAAUCAUUCUCUCAAGAUAACCCUUUCCCUACCUUCCCUUCGCAAAAACCUGUCCCUCGAGCGAAAACGGGAUCAAUGGAUGAAGCAAUGUCUCUAAUGAACCUAGGACAAGAUGACGCACAAAGGAGGCCACAAGGACCUCCACAGGGAAGAGGACGAGGGAUGAUGGGCCCGCCACCGCAUAAUCGAGGGCCACCUCCCCAGCAUCGAGGGCCACCCCCAGGAAGAGGCGGAAGUUAUCCCAACCCAGACAUGCAGAGGCAGGAUUCUGGACACUUUGAAGGAAACGGGCGGGGCCGUCAACCUCCCGCUGGUCGAGGAUAUCCACAGCAGAGACCGCCUACGGGGCCGCUAGACACAUCGCGAGUCCCCCAGCAGCGACCUUUCAACCCAGAAUCGCCCUCACAGCAAAGACCUGGACCCAACAUACAACGAGCUCAAACAUUGCCGCAAGAACGAUCGCAAGGUGUAAACACGGGUGCUUACAACGAUCCACAAGGAUGGGCAGAUCCAGGACCUGCAGCUGGAUACCAUGGGCCCGAAUCUCCAACUUACAUUCCUCCACGACCCUCGACCGCAUCAGGCACCAAGAAUGACGGCUAUCAAUAUGCGUCAAGGCCUAAUAUUCCACCAUUGCCACCAUUGCCACAACAGCAGCCGCAGCCGCAACCGCAAUCUCAACAAUAUCUGCAACCUCAAGACGAUAAUCGCGGAGACAUAGACAAUUUGUACGAUGAUUACUAUGGAGUGGAUGCGCCAUCGGACAGGAAAAGCCAUGCGUCAUCGAUCGACAUGCCUAAUUUUGACGCGAUUCCAGAUACGAGCAACCGACAUCGUAGAGGUUUCUCUAUUGAUAAUCAUCUUUCGCCCGUUGGAGCACAGCCAGAUAUGCAACCAGUGCCUUCAGCAAAUGCUACGCCAGACAGUGUGGCUACCCAGCAACCAGACUUCUAUCAACAAGCUGCAAAGAGUCGGUCUCAGCCCGACUUGCAUAGUCAAUAUUCCCAGGGUAAUGGCGUUUAUGAGAUGGCAGGUGAUGCUCCUGCGGUUCCUCCACUGCCAGCAGCCAAUACAGAGCGCCCUAUUCUGAAUGGCCUACCGUCUGGACCAAGGGGCAAAGCUCCACCUAUGCGAGGUUUGCCGCAAGAUCCUGCUCCCAGGAGAGGACCUACGCCUCAAGGCUAUGCUCCUGGGCAAGGGCAAAAUUUCGACCCGAAAUUUGCACAGCAGCAGCCACCGUUCCAUAGAGGAGAUUCAGGGGCGACAGCAUAUUCUGAACCAGGCGUCAACCCUAUGAGAAAUGGAUCUCCCAUGGUUUCCGGAAAUGCCAUACCCCGUCCUGGAACAGCAGCGCCUGCUCCUACUCGGAUGCCUGUGGAUCCUGUUCCAAGAAGAGCGGGUACAACGCAACCUUCGUCUAAUCCAGAUGCUCUACCGGCUCACCCCCUCCCAGUCCGCGCUGGCUUAAAUCAGCAACCUCAACAGCAGCAAAAUCCUGUUCCAGCACAAGCUGCGAGACCACCACCAGUCAGGCAAUAUCACACUGACCCCACACCGACCGGCCGUCCAGGUUCUGGGCCAUCCAAAGGUCGCCCUUCCGCACCGCAUCCUGUCACUCACGACGAACUAAAUCGACUCCGAAACACAUGGAAGGCCAAUCCCUCGGACAGCGCGACUGGCAUACAACUUGCCAAAAAGCUGGUAGAAGCUGCAACUGUCCUCGCUGAUGAGGGUGGCACGGCAGACAACAGGACAAAGAACAAGAAUCGUGAAAAGUUCAUAUUUGAGGCUCAUAAGACGGUGAAAAAGAUGGUGGCUGGUGGCUCGCCCGAUGCAAUGUUCUAUCUCGCCGACUGCUACGGUUCAGGUCAGCUUGGGCUUCAGGUCGACACAAAGGAGGCAUUUGUGCUCUAUCAAAGUGCAGCCAAGGCGGGCCAUGCUGCAAGUGCCUACAGGACCGCUGUUUGUUGCGAGAUGGGUCAUGAAGAAGGAGGUGGAACCAAGAGAGAUCCUCUGAAAGCUGUGCAAUGGUACCGCCGUGCUGCUGCUCUGGGCGAUACUCCCGCUUUAUACAAAAUGGGAAUGAUUCUGCUAAAGGGUCUUCUCGGCCAGCAGAAGAACCUUGGUGAGGCCAUCAAUAUGCUCAAGAGAGCCGCCGACCGUGCCGACGAACAAAACCCCCAUGCUUUACAUGAGCUGGCUCUAUUAUACGAGGCCCAGACAGGGAACGAACGGAUCAUUCGUGACGAAUCCUAUUCGGCACAACUCUUCAUGCAAGCUGCCGAACUGGGUUACAAGUUCUCCCAAUUCCGCUUGGGACAAGCAUUCGAGUAUGGACUCCUUGGCUACCCCGUAGACGCAAGAUCUAGUAUUGGCUGGUACACCCGGGCUGCAGCACAAGAGGAACAUCAAAGCGAACUUGCACUCUCGGGUUGGUAUUUGACAGGAAGUCAAGGAAUCUUGGAGCAGAGCGAUACAGAAGCGUACCUUUGGGCACGCCGAGCCGCAUGCGCAGAGCCACCCCUCUCCAAAGCCCUUUUCGCAAUGGGUUACUUCACAGAAGUAGGCAUAGGAUGCCCGAGAAGCUUAGAGGAAGCAAAGAGAUGGUACGGUCGAGCAGCCUCAUAUAAAUUCCCUAAGGCCCAGGAGCGUCUAGAGGAGCUCAAACGAGGUGGUGCCAAAGCACAGAAGGGUCGCGAGAGGCUGAGCAGGACGAACCAAAAGCAACACGACGAGAACUGCACAGUAAUGUAG